This is a messenger RNA of Cyprinus carpio (common carp), 1881 nucleotides long. RefSeq names its product NEDD8-activating enzyme E1 catalytic subunit-like. Lineage: Eukaryota; Metazoa; Chordata; Actinopteri; Cypriniformes; Cyprinidae. Gene Ontology annotation, cellular component: nucleus; cytoplasm. Gene Ontology annotation, biological process: protein neddylation. The record is from RefSeq and is a predicted model, not a curated record. Gene Ontology annotation, molecular function: NEDD8 activating enzyme activity.
UUUAUUUUGAAAAUGACGUUGUGCGUCAGGUGGUUAUCGCUUUGCCUCGUCAUAAGGUUGCGCACUUCACUCUGAAUGUUUAUGACAAUAUGGCGGAAGGAGAGGAGCCGGAGAAGAAAAGAAGGAGAAUAGAGGAGCUGAAUGAGAAUAUGGUUGUGGAUGGAGGGAAUGGGGAUCGCAGUGACUGGCAGGGACAAUGGGACCAUGUCAAAAAGUUCUUAGAGAGAGCGGGACCCUUCACUCAUCCGGAUUUUGAACCCAGCACUGAGUCUCUCCAGUUUUUAAUGGACACAUGCAAAAUUCUGGUUAUUGGAGCUGGUGGACUUGGUUGUGAGCUGCUCAAAGAUCUGGCCUUGUCAGGUUUUCGGCAUAUUCAUGUGGUGGACAUGGACACCAUUGAUAUCUCUAACCUCAACAGACAGUUCCUCUUCAGACCAAAAGAUGUGGGCCGACCAAAGGCAGAGGUUGCAGCAGACUUUGUAAAUGACAGGGUCCUAGGCUGCAAUGUUGUCCCACAUUUUAAGAAAAUCCAGGACUUGGAUGAGUCAUUUUACAGGCAAUUUCACAUAGUGGUCUGUGGUCUGGACUCUGUUGUUGCCAGAAGAUGGAUGAACGGCAUGCUGUUAUCCCUGCUGAUUUAUGAAGAUGGUGUCCUGGAUCCCAGUUCCAUUAUUCCAUUAAUAGAUGGAGGCACAGAGGGCUUCAAGGGCAAUGCCCGGGUGAUCCUUCCAGGCAUGACAGCUUGCAUCGAUUGCACCCUGGAGCUCUACCCUCCACAGAUUAACUUUCCGAUGUGCACUAUUGCAUCUAUGCCACGGUUACCAGAACAUUGUGUUGAAUAUGUCCGCAUACUGCUUUGGCCCAAAGAAAAGCCUUUUGGAGAUGGUGAAGCCCUAGAUGGAGACGACCCAAAGCACAUCCAGUGGGUGUACCAGAAAUCUCUGGAUAGAGCAGCAGAGUUCAGCAUCACUGGGGUGACUUACAGACUCACCCAGGGGGUCGUGAAGAGAAUAAUUCCUGCUGUGGCUUCUACAAAUGCUGUUAUUGCUGCUGCUUGUGCCACCGAGGUUUUUAAAAUUGCCACAAGCGCCUACGUUCCCUUGAACAACUACAUGGUGUUCAAUGAUGUGGAUGGGCUGUACACUUACACCUUUGAGGCUGAGAGAAAGGAGAACUGUUCAGCCUGCAGUCAGGUGCCACAGGACCUGCAGUUCCUACCUUCAGCUAAACUCCAGGAGGUUCUGGACUACUUGACUGAGAACGCCUCUCUCCAAAUGAAGUCUCCUGCCAUCACCACAACUCUGGAUGGAAAAAACAAAACUCUGUAUUUACAGACUGUAGCAUCUAUUGAAGAGAGAACGCGACCGAAUCUAAGCAAAACACUGAAAGAGCUUGGACUAGUGGACGGACAGGAGCUGGCCGUGGCUGAUGUCACGACUCCUCAGACCGUGCUCUUCAAGCUCAACUUCAUCUCAUAGGAUUAGUGCUUCAUUCUAAUGGACAGUUACAAGUGUUAUUGCAGUCAUCAUCAAAAUGAAGCAGUCUUGGAGUUGUAGUCUAUAAACUCAACAUAUUUAUCUGUUUUGGUCAGCUCCGUCCGUCAAAGACACUUACAGGAGACUUUUUUUGUCUUGCACUGCUAUAGUCACAGGAGUCGUUUUGGUGGAUUUCUUUUUUUAUGCAAAUUGUUUAUCUAUUUAUUUGUGCAUUCAAACACAGUAUCUUGUUCAUUGACUUGUAGAACAAAUGUUCAUGUUUUGAAUUAAAUUUGGAAACCUUAUUUUUUAACAAAUACAGAAGUCCUAGUCCAGUAAUGUUUUCCUAACUAUCAAUUUCCUUUUAGUCAAUUUGUGAAUAAAUAUAUGUGGUUAAAUAUUCAAA